AUGUUUGAUGGUGGAGUACCGGAACAGAUCCACCACUUCAUAGCAUCUCCACAGCCACCUCCUCCGCUUCCGCCGCAUCAACCGGCGACUGAAAGAUCACUUCCUUUUCCUGUCUCAUUCGCUUCUCUUCACUCCAACCAUCAAUCACAGCAUAUCUCGAGCCUCCACAGCCCUAAGAUCAUUCACCAUCAUUAUCACCAUGGCAUCAAAGAUGAUGGUGUUACUUCUGAGUGGAUAGAUCAUACGGAUCAUGAUGGCGAGAAUCAUCGUCACUUUCAUCAUCAUCCUUGGUGUAGUGAUGAAGUUCUUGCUCUUCUUAGGUUCAGAUCUACGGUGGAGAAUUGGUUCCCUGAAUUUACUUGGGAGCUCACCUCAAGAAAGUUGGCAGAAGUUGGGUUUAAGAGGAGUCCACAAGAAUGCAAAGAGAAAUUCGAAGAAGAAGAGAGGAGAUAUUUUAAUAGUAACAACAACGCUAAUGAUCAUCACAUCAGCAAUUACAACAACAAAGGAAAUUAUAAUAGGAUAUUUAGUGAGGUUGAAGAGUUGUAUCAUCAUGGUCAUAAUGAUAAUGAGCAUGUCGUCUCAUCUGAAGUUGGGGAUAACCAAAACAAGAGGAACAAUUUGGUAGAGGGAAAAGGAACCGUUGAGGAAAUGGGACAAGACUUAUUGGAGGAGGACAAAAGGGACCAUCAGGAUCAGGGUCAAGUAGAAGAAUCAUCACUGGGGAAUAAAACAAACCCCGUUGAUAAUGUUAAUAACUUUGAAGAUGGUGCAAAGUCAUCAUCAUCAUCAAGCUUGAUGAUGAUCAUGAGAGACAAGAAGAAGAGGAAGAGGAAGAAAAAGAAGGAGAGGUUUGCUGUGUUGAAAGGGUUUUGUGAGGGACUUGUGAGGAACAUGAUAUCCCAACAAGAGGAGAUGCAUAAGAAGCUUCUUGAAGAUAUGGUGAAGAAGGAAGAAGAAAAAAUGGCUAGAGAGGAAGUUUGGAAGGAGAAAGAGAUGGAGAGGCUUAACAAAGAGGUAGAGAUUAGAGCAACCGAACAAGCUAUGGCUAGUGAUAGAAACACCAUCAUCAUCAAGUUCAUAUCCAAGUUCACAGACCAUGAUAACCAUGAUGAUGGGAAUUAUAAGGUCCAAAGCCUAAGCCCUUCUCAAGACUCAUCUUACUUAGUGCUACCAAAAACCCAAAGCAGAAGAAAGUGUCAAACCUCAUCAUCACUAUUACCUCAAACCCUAACUCCACAUAACCCUAUUUCACUUCAAACUAAUGACACACCACUUGAACCCAUUUCAACUAAAACCCUAAAAACCAAAACCCAAAACACAAAACCUACAAAAAGUGAUAUUGGCAAGAGAUGGCCUAGGGAUGAGGUGUUAGCUCUUAUCAACAUCAGACGCAGUAUCAGUAGCAUGAAUGAUGCUGAUCAUCAUAAAGAUGUGAUCUCAUUAUCAUCAUCAUCAUCAUCCUCAAAAUCUAUUCCUCUGUGGGAAAGAAUAUCAAAGAAAAUGUUGGAGAUUGGGUACAAGAGAAGUGCCAAGAGAUGCAAAGAGAAAUGGGAAAACAUCAAUAAAUAUUUUAAGAAGACAAAAGAUGUAACCAAGAAGAGACCACUUGACUCAAGGACUUGUCCUUAUUUUCACCAACUUACAGCUUUGUACAGCCAACCCUCCUCUGGGACCACCACCACCGCCACCGCCACCGCCACCUACACGUCACCCGUAGAGCUGGAAACCCGACCCGAGGAAAACGGGGUUGGAUCGGGAGAUCCAGUUGAUAUUCCUGUAGCCAUGCAUGUAGAUGCAUAUAGUGCCGGGGAAAAAAGCAGUGUAAAAUUUUCAGGUUUUGAUCUUGCGUUCGAAUAAACCUCAAUACAAUAAAAUGAUAAAUAUAUAAAUAUAUUACCAGUUUAAUUCCCUUUUCUUGUUUUUUUUUUCUUUUUGAAACCUCAUUUUUGGUUAUCAUGAAAA
Eruca vesicaria subsp. sativa (arugula) is the source of this 1965-nucleotide messenger RNA. The record is from the annotation of a GenBank genome assembly. NCBI's taxonomy places the organism in Eukaryota, Viridiplantae, Streptophyta, Magnoliopsida, Brassicales, Brassicaceae.